Molecule: messenger RNA, 689 nt
Organism: Pteronotus mesoamericanus
Lineage: Eukaryota; Metazoa; Chordata; Mammalia; Chiroptera; Mormoopidae
Gene: DMAC1
Product: distal membrane arm assembly component 1
Exons: 2
Coding region: 44-382 (112 amino acids)
Biological process (GO): mitochondrial respiratory chain complex I assembly
Cellular component (GO): mitochondrial inner membrane
Source: RefSeq, a predicted model, not a curated record
GUUCGAUUCCAAGGCUCCUGCUACUGGGGCCGAGUUAGGGAACAUGGGUUCUCUCACGUCCCAGCCUCUUGAGCCAGUCAAGGUCGCCGCACCCCGUGAGGCCGCUUCUUCCGUCAACCCUGCACCCCUCGAUAAACCCAGAGCCCCGACCACUCCAGAGCAACCCCCUGUACUUAGUAACUGCUGGAGCUGUCGCGUGCUCUCCGGAUCGGGGUUGAUAGGGGCGGGCUGGUAUGUGUACUGGUUGGCGCGGAAGCCCCUGAAGCUGGGAUACGCCCCGAGCCCAGGGAUAAUUACGCAGAUGGUCAUCGGCAUCAGCAUCGCUUGUUGGGGUGUAGUCAUCCUGUCAGACCCCAAAGGAAAGGCCUUCCGCGUUGGUUGAAAGUACCACCAGUGAAUUUGUCAUCAUCUGUCCCUGUCCCAUAAUACACCGAGCACGCAUGGAGCUUAUGGAUAUUCUGGACUUACACUGGAACGUUGAUCUACUUCAGUUCUGCAGAUACUACAAGACUGAAAAGACAAGCAUUGGCUGACAUUCUUUGCACACGAGUAUUUGUGGACUUCUCGGUCUCCACAAGGACCAAUAAAUUUCUCAGAGAACAGAACAGGUUCUGUGUCUUAACUGAGGAACGAGAAUAUAGUAAUAAAAAAAGAAAUGAUAAACCAAAUGGGAAAAUAAACUAAAAUAA